Molecule: messenger RNA, 5212 nt
Organism: Xenopus laevis (African clawed frog)
Lineage: Eukaryota; Metazoa; Chordata; Amphibia; Anura; Pipidae
Gene: dlec1.L
Product: DLEC1, cilia and flagella associated protein L homeolog
Exons: 39
Coding region: 118-5145 (1675 amino acids)
Biological process (GO): negative regulation of cell population proliferation
Cellular component (GO): cytoplasm; cilium
Molecular function (GO): tubulin binding
Source: RefSeq, a predicted model, not a curated record
AAAUGAACGUUCGAAGUGUUCUUCCGCCAAAACAAGUGCCUGUGAGUAAGCGUUGGACUUGGAAAGACGACAGACGGGGGAGACCAUAGACAUUUGAGGGCGCUUUUGAAAAAAGAAAUGUCUGCCGAUGAAUUACUACGUGCCGUCACCUUUUCUCCGGACCCUUCUUCGUUCAGACCAAGACCAUCCUCAGAGAGGACACAGGAUAUUUCCCAUCUACUGACAAGUUUGUUCAAGAACCUGUAUACUGGGGAAGUGAUUGGGAAAGAUACAGGAGCCAACCUGAUCCGAUCCAAGGGAGGAGACAACCCCCAUCACCAGAAGUUUGUGGAAGAGCUGCAGCAGAUUCGCUCUGAGUAUGAGCAGAGACUGGCUGAAGCAGAUAUGGUAGAGAAGCACAUUAUCCAGGCUCGUGCCCAAGCUACAGCACAAGAGGAAAGGGUGCUUAGUGCUCUGAAGCACGAGGUUGGGGCGACCUCUCUGGGACUACCCCCAGUGGAUUCACACUUUAGGUGGUGCGUGGACAAUGAAGUGUUAAGGAAGCUUAAGCUUAUCUGUCCUGAUGAUUACAUCACUGACCCACAGCCUAUCACCAAAGCACCCAGAGACAGUUCGGUCCCUUCUUUUUGCAAAGAGACUUACAGUUUCAACCAGCAUAUAUCCAAAAGCCCAGUGGAUGAUGGGUACACGGAGCUCGAGUCGCCAAAUCUAGUUAGAAGUAUGGAUGAUGUGUCGUUAACCAGUUUAGGUUCAUCAGUCAGUUUAGAGGAUGGACUGACAAAGAAGAAAUCGAGAGAGAAAACCAAACCGAAUAAUAAGUCCUUGAAGAAAGGGACAAGUGUAGGGGACAGUGAGGUUUCCCAGCUAGAACAUCGGUACGGCUUCCUAAAGAACCCCAGAUUUUUGCCUCCUAACUCUGUCCCUGGAGGUCGAUCACUGCUUGCGCCCGCAAAUAAAUGGGAAGGAUCAGUACAAGGAAUAAAACAGGCAAUGAAUGAAAAUGAGGUGCCCGUGUUCCUGGCAAACCCGCCUGUUGUGUAUUUUCCAGACUAUGAAGUUGGCCAGAUUUAUGAGAUGACUAUAGAACUGCGGAACAUGACCGCAUCCAGCCGGCACCUGCGAAUCAUCCCACCCUCCACCCCUUACUUCUCUCUAGGCCUGGGGAAGUUUCCCGGAGAGGGUGGGAUUGUAGCACCAGGAAUGAGCUGUCAUUACACAAUCCGAUUUGUUCCCGAUUCCCUCGCCGACUUUGAGGAUUUUCUGCUGGUAGAAUCCCAAGCUCCAUAUCCAGUUCUUGUCCCUAUAGAGGCGAGGAGACCUCCACCUAUACUGACAAUUCCUCAGACUCUGGACUGUGGACCCUGUUUGAUUGGAGGAGUGAAGGUCUUAGAGUAUUUCUUGAGAAAUGACGGCCUGAGCCGGGGGAGAUUCUGUGUCAUGCCCAGAAGUGUUUGGCCUCCUGCUAAUUUCCGGAGUGUGGCUAGACCAGGUUUUGUGGAAGAGGGGCCAUUUGGAAUUCGCCCGGCAGCUUUUGAACUGUAUCCUGGUCAAGGAAUAAAUAUGGAGAUUGUCUUCUUCCCCGGGUCUGCCCAAACUUACAGCCAUGUCUUUACCAUCGUGUGUGAUAACUGCCAGGUCAAGGAGAUCACCCUGACAGGGUACGGUCAGCAGGUUGGACUGGAGCUGGUGUCUGUGAGUGACGGGGAGAGCCCCCCAAGGAGCGGUGCCAUUACAGAUACUAUGGCUGGACAUGUGAUUCAAUUCCAGCCCACUAAUCUGCAUGCUACGGUACAGAAGAGCCUCCUUAUUCGCAAUUCCACGCAUGUGGAGCUUCCUUUCUGCUGGCAGAUCAUGAAACACAACGUGCAAACAUUAGUUCCAGAGGAUCUGUGUAACCUUGACACAAGCCUCCCCUUCACCCUGACUCCUGCACAAGGCAUUCUGCAACCUCACCAAGACUCCUCAUUCAUUGCAACUUAUACUCCUACUGAGAUGGCAGAAAAUCACUGUGUUGCUCAUAUGGUACUGAGAAAAAUCCCAGAACCUCCAAGUGCAGAGAAGAAGCCAAGGGGUCUGACGGAAUUCACACCUUCAGUAAAUGAUGUGAUUGUUCUCGACUUGGAUCUUAAAGGGACGGCUGAACCCUUUCACAUACAGCUGGAGCCAUACGCCAUCAUCUUCCCUGGAGAGAGCUAUAUUGGCAGCACCAUGAGAAAGCAGUUUAAGAUGUGGAAUAACAGCAAGUCUGCCAUUGUGUAUCGAUGGGAACAGAUCACGUCUCGUCACGUCAUUCAGAUUGAACCUUCCAGUGGAACUAUAGAGCCAAAUAAAUGCAGUGAACUUGAAAUCUGUUUCACCGGGGAGCAAAUUGGAUUUACCAGUCAGAAGGUGGUUUGUCACAUUGAUCACUCGCCGGAGACAGUGGCGCUGCACGUGGAAGCCACGUUUAAGGGACCAGUAGUUUCCAUAGAUAUCCCAUCCCUGGACUUGGGCCUAAUAAAACUGGGCAAUAAAUCUGUCAGCAUAUUUACCAUUGAAAACAAGAGCCCUCUACGAGCAAAAUGGAGCCUGCAGGAAAGCCUGGCUUGCCUUACCGAGCGCAAUGAGCAGGAAUCCCAGUUCCUUAUAGAGCCUAAUAAUGGGGAGUUGCUGCCUCUGGGCCAAGCCAAGCUGAGGAUCAUGUUCAAGCCAUUGACUUGCCAGAGACUGGACACAGUGUUGGAGCUUCAAGUGGAGAAUGGAGAAGGGAGUUAUCUCCCUGUAACAGCCGAUGUCCAGCUUCCCCAAAUCUGCCUGCUCUCUAGAACCCUGGCAUUCUCUGGCAUUUACGUUGGUGUCCCAGGACAGUUGUCUGUUAAGAUGUUCAACCAGGGGAAGCUCCCUGCAAGGUUCUCCUGGGGGCAGCUUACAGGGAGUCACUCCAUACAAUGUGCUGCUACAAUUGCACCAGCUAACGGGAUACUGGGACCCAAUGAGGAAGCUGAGAUGACCAUAAACCUGACCUCUUAUACUAAGGAUGAUCUGUAUGACAUUGCUUUCCACUGCACAGUUGAUGACAUGAAGGAACCUCUUACUCUGAACUUAACAGCCAAGGCCCAGGGCCUAGAGGUCACCUACUCGCUGUGUCCUGAAGAUGGGAGUUCAGACCCUGAAGACCUGCUGCUGGAUUUUGGAUCGGAGGUGACCCUAUAUUACCCAGUGCAAAGGAAGCUGAUUCUUACCAACCAGUCUGCAGUAAGUGCCCCCUUCUCACUGGAAGCCACCUACUUCUCUGGUGGGACUGCUCAGCAAGCUUUAGGGAAGCACAGUGGAACUCCAUCUGCUUUAUUAAGGCUCCCUCGAUUUGCUGAGCAAGCGGCUAACAAGGCUGAAACAGAUUUUCGGAGGACGCUAUUGUCAGAUGGAAAGGGAGCAGCGUUCAUCCCUCAGCCCAAAUCUGGGAUCCUGGAAGGUUUCCAGCAGAUCACCAUAGAAGUGACGGCCUACAGUAACAUGUGGGGGGAAUAUUCAGAUGAACUGCUCUGUAAGGUCGGUGAUCUGGAUACCAAGUCUAUUCCUAUGAGGAUGGCAGUGCAAGGAUGUCCUCUUUACUUCCAGAUGACAGGGCCAAAGCCCGGCCUUCAGAUGGAGGGGCCAGUGAUAAGGUUUGGAACCCAGCUAUCAGGGGGAGACACCAUUUCCCGCUGCUUGCGGAUCAAUAACCCAAGUCCUUGCGAUAUUCGCAUUGACUGGGAGACAUACAAUAUCGAACAAAAUGACUCCAAGCUUCUGGAUCUUGUGCUGCUCUACGGAGAUCCUUUUCCACUGAAGGACAUUGAUGGGAAUGAAAUAGUUGUGGAUGACUUGGACCCUGAAACUGAGACUUCUCCAGUGAAUUGGGAUAUGAUCCCCAGCUCUGCCAGAACCAGGUCGUCUGUGCUUAGCCGAACCAGUAAUCAUAUCAAAAAUUUGGAAGAUACAGAACAAGAAGAUGACGAAAUCAGCACAGAUAAAACAACAGGGACUGUAAAUAAUUUAAUUUCUGUCAUUCUGAGACCUCAUGAGGGCUUCCCAUCAGACUUCCCAUACUGCAUCACUCCAAGACAGCUGGUUGUUCCUGCAGGGGGCAGCAGCUCCAUCCAUGUAUCAUUUACCCCUUUAAUCCUCUCGGGGGUGACCAUUAAAACAGAAUGCGAUGGUUUCGCUUUAGGCUUUUUGAGCUUGGAUAACAAGAGGGUUCCUGAGAGAGUGAGUCGCCUGCAAGGGUACGGAGUAAAGCCAAUCAGAAUGGAGCUCCAAGCCUGCGUGAAGCCUUCACUGCUGAGCAUAGAAAUGGAGGAUGAAGAUGAUGGGCUGGUGUUUUACUCCGUGGCAAGCAACCUGAUACCAGAUAGGAAGGCUGCACAGAUCUUGACUGAAUUUCUGACAACUCAGAAGCUCAAGCUGAAAAACUGCACAGAGACUCCUCUGUACUUCCGCUUACUGGUGCCAAAGCCUUUUGUUGUUUCUACUGGUGACCCCAAGAAGAACAUGAAGACCCCUCAGAGUGAGCGUGAGGAGAAAGGAGAGCAGAUUGUGCUUCACCCCCAGCAGAACACUCUGGUAAACGUUUCCUUCUGCACCACGUUGGAACUGUUGACGUACCAGAAUCUCCCAGCCAAUCAAAUGCUGUCUGGAGUUCAGCUCCUCCAAUCACAGGAUGGGGAAAAGAAACUACAUUUCACUCAGCAGCUUGUCAUUGAGUACAGCAACAAAAGUACCCAGCACGUACCCCUGGAAGCUCACCUCACUCUGCCUGUAUUGACUCUCUCCUGUCACACGCUUGACUUCGGAACCUGCUUCGUGGGACAGACCAGGACACAAGAGGUCCGACUGAUGAAUAAAAGUGGCUCAAAAAGUUUCUGGACUGCAUUGUUAGACAAGCAACAGAGACAUAACAACCAUGAGAUAUUUUCCAUCUCCCCCACCUGUGGGAAGCUUGAGGCCUGUGGAAGGCACACGUCGGACAAUAUGGAGGCCUUGCUGAUCACCUUCACUGCAAGAGAGAGCGCAGAAUAUGAAACGACAGUGACAAUCUAUGGCAUGCUGGGAGAGAAGCCCUUACACCUACACAUUAAAGGCCACGGAUCAUAUGAUGAGAAAUUUGAGCUUCCAGAACAUUCUUAGAAUUCGUUUUUUUUUUCUUUUCUUAAAAUGACAUUUUUGUAAAUAAAUUAAAUUUAAUUGUUUACUA